This is a messenger RNA of Vicia villosa (hairy vetch), 2205 nucleotides long. Its product is annotated as B3 domain-containing protein Os03g0120900-like. NCBI's taxonomy places the organism in Eukaryota, Viridiplantae, Streptophyta, Magnoliopsida, Fabales, Fabaceae. The coding region runs from base 340 to 1803 and encodes 487 amino acids. Gene Ontology annotation, molecular function: DNA-binding transcription factor activity; DNA binding. The transcript is spliced from 3 exons. The record is from RefSeq and is a predicted model, not a curated record.
UCUCUCUCUCUCUUUGCAAAUAAAACUGGGAGGGUUGCAACAAAAUUAUGCUUCUUUUCCUAGUUGUAAUUAAAGAAAGCUUUUCUUCAGGUAACUAAACUAUAACUCUUAGCCAAAACAACACACUUCACUCAUCUUCCCUCCCUCACUCAUAACUAUAUGCUAAUUUUUAGAGGUCAACUCUCAACUUGACCAACCUUUGAAAUUGAAUUCAUGGCUUGGCUUUUUUGUUUAGGGUUUAUAUUAACUGGAGCUACCUAGCCUCAUGCUCAAUUAUACCCUCUCACUACUCUUGUAAUUUGCUUGCAAUCUUCAAUCUGGUGAGAUCCGUCCAUUCCUAUGAGCAGAAAUCAAAGCAAAGUGAAUUUGAUGGAAGAAGUGAAAGGGUACUCUUCUGAUAGAGGUGAAGAAGAAGAGGAAGAUGAAGGUGCAGAAGAGAUGAUCACAAUUACAGGAGAAGAAAGCAACAACAGCAGCAGGUUACAGACACAGACACAUUUACAGACAGCAGCGCAACAAGAGGAAGAAGAAGAUGAAGAAACGGUGGUUGGGAAUUUGAAUGAGAAGAAUGAGGAGAGAAAGAAAGAAGAAGAUUUGAUGGAGUUGAGACUUGGAGGGAGUGGAAGCAAGAGCAAGAGCAUGAGCAAGGAAGAAGGAAUAGAGUGUUCGAAUUCAAAGAACGAGGAAGAGGUAGAAGAAGAAGUCGAAAAAGAGCACAUGUUUGACAAAGUAGUGACACCGAGUGACGUAGGGAAGCUGAAUCGACUGGUGAUACCGAAGCAACACGCAGAGAAGUACUUCCCUUUGGAUUCUUCUACAAACGAGAAAGGGCUUCUUCUCAACUUUGAAGAUCGGAAUGGAAAAAUGUGGCGAUUCAGGUACUCGUAUUGGAACAGUAGCCAGAGCUAUGUGAUGACAAAAGGAUGGAGCCGUUUUGUUAAAGAGAAGAAGCUUGAUGCAGGUGAUAUUGUUUCGUUUCACCGUGGCCGUGCUGAAUCGCACAGACAUAGAUUGUACAUAGAUUAUAGGCCAAGGUCACAUACUCACUCUCCUUACUCUCAGCAUCAUCAUCACCACCACCACCUCAUGCCGCAGUAUCCUCCUAACAUCGCCACAUUGCCUUUUUAUCUUCCCAAUCAUCACUUCUCAUCAUGCGGCGGUGUUGGUGUGGGUGCUAGAUCAUUGUACAACUCCUCUCAAUAUUCACCUCAUCUUCCAAAUUACUCACCGGCGGCAGCUGCUUCUUCUCCAAUACUGCCUCCUCAAUAUUUCAACAACAAUUUCUAUACUACACUCCAUCAACACCACCAACAACAACAGUACCAUUCUUCUGCUGCUGAUCACCUUGUUAAUAAUAAUAUGAAUCCUCUCUUUUACCUCACUUCCUCGCCUAUGACGCCGCCGACAUCAACAAUGGGUGGUGGUGGAGGUGGAGGUGGGGAUAUUCAACACUUGCCGGGGCCGGGGUCUUGGCAAGGUCAAUACCAAGAUCAGAGAAAUGUAAAUGUGAAUCUCCCCAUGAACAUGAUAAUUGAUUCUGUGCCAGUUACACAGCACCACCGCAGCGGGAAUCCCACCAGUAAUAAUAAUAGCAGCGGAAAACGGCUGAGGCUAUUUGGGGUCAACAUGGAAUGUGACUCUUCUUCAUCAUCCUCAUCAGCACCACCAAAUGUGACUAUGGCUAAUCAAUCACAUUCACCCUCUUCAACAACAACGACGACAACAACAUCGGGUGGAGAUCAUCACCGAGGGAGACUUUCGCAGCUCUUUGAUUUGGAACCCUUCAAUUAUCGCCGCCACUGAUCCAUCCAGGAAGAUAAUAUCAUAUCAUAUCACUUUGUUUUAAAGUCAGUUAGAGUUAGUUUCUCUUGGGCAAACUAGCUAACUUGCUACACUCUCCUUUUCUGCAAUUUUAUUUUAUUUAUUUACUUUUUUUUCCUCUCUUUUCAGCCCCAAGACUUUCUCUUAAUUAAAUGUUAUAAGUAAUUAUCUUUUGAUAAGUAGUUAUUUAGUGUUUGAACUUGUUCAUAUCAUAAACUACUUUGUCAAAGUGUUAAUAAGCAAGGAGAAAUCAAAGUGAUGAGAAUGUUGAAGAAAUAAAAAAACAGUUAGGUUGAUGCCAAAUGAUGAUGCAUUUCAAUUAUGUAUUAUUGUAUAUAAAUAAAUAAAUAAAUAAAUAGUACUAUACUACCUCUUCUACUAUAA